GUCUCAGAGUUCACACAGGAUGAAGCAGCUGAGUUGUGAAACGAGGAGGAAAAGAAGUGGGGGGGAGAACACACCCCCUCUUAGACUUCCAACAAAGAGCCCUUGGACACACAAGCCCCGACACGUUGCUCCCAAUUAUCCCUCCUCUGACACAGCAGCCCCGUGGUUAUUAUCUCGAGAUCAAAGCAAACACUCCAGAGGUAUAAAACCUGCCCUGGCCGAGUCCUGCUUAUUUUGGGAGCUUGCAAGAACCUGGAAAGGAUGAAGGUUCCUCUCCUCCUCCUUGCCGGGCUCGUCCUCGCCCUGUGCACGGACACGGCUUCCUCCUUGACCUGUUUCUCGUGCAAAGACGCGACUUCCAACAUCCACUGUCUCAGCACCACCAAAUGCUCCGACAACGAGAAGUACUGUCUGACCACCUAUUCCACCACGGGAAUGGGCAGUGAAAAGAACCAGCGCAUCACCAAGAAAUGUUCUGCAUAUUGCCCAACCAUCGACCUCAACAUCGGCAUAGCCGGGGUGGCCACCAGCUGCUGCGAGACCUCCCUGUGCAACAUCAGCGGCGCCAGCAGCGUGAAAACCAGCGCCACCAUCAUCGCCCUGGGCCUCCUGGCCAGCCUGGCCUGCAUCCUCAGCAUGGGCUUUUAAAGGCUUUCCCGGGGGGAAACGAGGCCUUGCACGACCAGGGCUCGAGGUGGUACCUGCAGGGUGGGAAUGCCGCCCUGCUUCCCCUGCCCGGGAGGUCACAUCCCGUCAGGAAGCGCUUUUGCUCCGAUGACCACGCCCAAGGGCACUGCCCUACCGCAAAAGGAUAUUUUUGGAAGAGAAAGGCGUGAUGUGGAGCCCACCACGGGCAUCAUCUCUCCUGCUAUUGGCAUUUCUAAAUUAGUGCAGUUUUUCCCCUUUGUUUUAUCCCUCAUGCCAUUUUUUUCCCCUUCAUACCAUUUUCUGCCCCACAUCAUUUUACUCCGAGGAAGCCCUUUAAUAUCAGAGUUGUUAAGCAGCAACUGGGCACAAUAAAGUGUUAUUUUAUCCUC
Molecule: messenger RNA, 1037 nt
Organism: Corapipo altera (White-ruffed manakin)
Lineage: Eukaryota; Metazoa; Chordata; Aves; Passeriformes; Pipridae
Product: lymphocyte antigen 6E-like
Exons: 3
Coding region: 262-648 (128 amino acids)
Molecular function (GO): acetylcholine receptor inhibitor activity
Source: RefSeq, a predicted model, not a curated record